This is a messenger RNA of Exophiala bonariae, 858 nucleotides long. RefSeq lists its product as uncharacterized. The coding region runs from base 1 to 858 and encodes 285 amino acids. Lineage: Eukaryota; Fungi; Ascomycota; Eurotiomycetes; Chaetothyriales; Herpotrichiellaceae. The record is from RefSeq and is a predicted model, not a curated record. The transcript has a single exon.
AUGGAUCUCCUAGCCACCGUUCGGAAGGAAGGCUCCCGGGGUGGUCGCGCCGACUUCAAGUGGUCCGAUGUCCAGGCCUCCUCCCAUCGAGAAAACUACCUGGGUCACUCCCUCAUGGCUCCAGUCGGCCGCUGGCAGAAAGGCCGCGAUCUCAAUUGGUACGCAAAAGGCGACCAGGAUGCAAAGGACAACCCCGACGAGGAUCCUGCCGCAAAGGCUGCAAGAGAACGCAAGGAAGAAAUAAAACGAGUCAAGGAGGCAGAGGAAGAUGCCCUUGCAAGGGCCCUGGGUCUGCCGGUGGCCCCAAGAAACAACCCCAACAUGGAGGAACUAGGCGGUCAACGCGAGGUUGGAAGGGUCUUGAAAGAGGCGGCCGGUGACAACGACGCUGCAUCCUCGAGGGGCGUGGGAUACGGCCGCCUUGCAGGGAUCGACAACCCCAAAAUGGACGGCACAUCCACCGAACGCAUCGAAGGAACCUCGGGCUCCAAUGACAAUGAACUUCAACAUGCGCUAAGGGAGUACAAACGUAGACACGGUGAGCAGAAGUCUCAUGGUGGUCGCCGGCGCAGAAGUAGAAGCCGAAGUCACGACAGAGAACACAGACAUAAAAGAAGAAGCGAGGGUGACCGACAUAGAGAAUCACACAGAGACACAGAGAGGCACGGUGGGCAGCGAUCCAGAAGACGGCGUUCGUUCUCGCCCGAGAGGCGGGAUCGUGAGCGCUCGCGCUCCCCGAGGAGUGGAAGACAAGAGGAACAUGGUCACCGCGACAGAGUCAGACAUAGACCUUCUGAGCGUCAAAGCCGAGAAGCUCGCGGCCGGCAUGAUGACCGAAGACGACACGACAGGGAUUGA